AGCUUCCGGUAUUUGUGCCCCGUCCAAACAGGUCUUUCCUGUCCGUCUCCAUGCUGUGAACAGCUGAUGUGUCUCCUCUGUCAGAAAGUAAAGAAACUUUCUUUCUUCAGUGUCCGAGAAAACAGUUCGUCAUGACUAAAGACACAGUCCAGGGGUAAGAACGAAGUCAAAGUCUGCAUGUCAUUAAUGAACGUUAAACGGCAGUCAGAGCUCUGUUAGCUUCAGUUAGCAUUACCGGAUCAUGGAGAAGAUUGCAUCAGCAGAAGAAGAUCGACCUGUUUCACAGAGAAACUAAACUUUAAUACAUGUAGAGCUGCCUGUUUACAGAGUUUACCCUCAGAUAUAGGUUUAACUAAACUGUAAAAUAUCCUGUCAAACUGCAGAGUUUGUUCUCAGAAAUGCUAAAGUUGAAGAGAAGCUGCUGGACAGUUUUCCAUGUCUGUAAAUGUGUGUGUUUUUAUCAGUUUCAUUUCUUAUCAAAUAAAAGGAAUAACCUGUCAGAUAAAGAGAGAGAGAGCUCCUAUAAGAUAGUUAUAACUUCAUACAGAGGAUUGUUUUCAGAUCUGAUGUGAGUUAAAUCUCCUUUUUUUCUAAGAUAAACUUGUGAAAGAAGAUAAAGUCAGUGUUACAAAAAGACUGUGAGUAAAUGUAAAUACGUACUUCGUAGAUACUGAAGAUGAUGGAUUAGUUAUGGAAGUCUUUGGUUUAAGUUAAAUAUGUCUAAAGUUGUUGUAAGUUUCCUAAUAUUCAUGAAACUGAAAACCUAAAUCUUUAUUGAAAGAGUAACUGGACUUGUUUGAGGUCUGAAGUCCAGUUUCCUUUUCAAUGACCUGAACCUACACAGACAUCUUCAGACUUGUAGGCUUCAUUCGUAUCUGUGGUCUGCUUUCAGACCUGUGUGGGCAAAUGUUCACUGUCAAAAUCCCCACAGGCCUCCUGUAAGUCCAGAUACCUGGUCAUGGAAAAACCCGACAACCGAUUACCUGUAAUCUCUGAACACUUUUACAACAUUAACCACUGAAACCUUUUGAUAAGUGCGAAGGUCGGACUCUUUACAGACUAAACCACCUGUUUAAUUACAGCUAUUAUCUCUCUCUCCAUCUUUGGCUCAGGAUAUUUGAUAUCACCUCUUCCUGCACUGAAGUAGGGAUUCAUAACUUUCUGUUUCUUUGUGCUUCUUAAUUCUUUCAUGAAGUUUCCAGAUGAUUAAAUGUGUUUACAUCCGUCACCAGUGGGUAAUGUGCUGCUCUGUUCAACUUAAUGACUGUAUGUGAAUAUGUGUUUGUACGUUUGCCGAUGGGCAGCCAAGCUCUCGGCCCAGCUGUCUCUGUAAGCGUGACGUGAUCGGGUGAAUUUUACAGAAGUUGUUCUUAAGUGGAUGGAAGACGAUAAAAUUCAGCAUAAAACACGUCACAGCUGUCAAAGACGUCACAGUUCAGAGAAAAAAGGCCGAAUUCAGACUUUAAUCUCAGAAUAAUUAUUUUAAAAAAUUACAUUGGACCCUUUUUUUGUUGUUGUUAUUUCAGUGGCCGUAAUCCUCGUCACUCUUAAGGUUCAAGAUGAAUAAAAAAGCGUCAUGAUCAUUUCUGCUGGGUCCCGAGUAAACCUGGAAAAGUCCUUCAUGCUGUCAUCGUCUCUCUGUUAAAUUACUCGAACCCCCUCCUCUCACAAAUCUCUCUCUGGCCUCCUACAGCUCAGCUUCUUACAGGUUUUAACCAACACCAUCACAUCACCACUUUCCUUUCCUCCUUUUGCAUUUCAGAAUUGAUUUUAAGAAUUUACCGAUCACUUGCUAGUUUGGGUCCUGUCAGGAGUUAUAUUAUAGACAUGUUGACACCAUCUGAGCCGUCCUGUCGUCUGAGAGCCCUGCUGGUCGUUCCAAAGUCGAGGCUCAAAUCCAGAGCAGAUUGAGGUUUUUCUAUCAGAGCCCCUCGACUCUUAAACGACCUUCCUGAGGAGAGAAGGAGUGCAGGAUCACAGACGUCUGAAAACUCACUUUUACAGACUUGCUUUUAAAUGGAUUUACCUUUUACUGACUUUUCAACUUUAACGAAUUAUCCUUUAUUGAAGAACUUGUACUUUUAUGCUUUUUUUUGGCUGUCUGUUUGUAAGUCUUCAUUUGGUCCUCUCCUGUUCUGUCUUUGAACACAUUUACUUUCCUUUUCUUUCUUUUCCUUGUUUGUUUUGUCCUCUUUAUGAGUUAUUGAUUUAUUUCUCCUCUGCUGUCAUAAUUGAUAUUUACUCUGUUUUUUCCGUCAAACAACUUUGUUAUUUAAAGGUUUUUGUAUAAAUGAAGUUAUUUUUAUUAUUAUGAUUGUGUGUAAAUGAAAGACACUUUAGCUUAUUUGAGAGUCAAUGUUAUCAUGUGUAGAUAAAUGUGUUUUUCACAUAUUCUCUAUAUUUACAAACUAGACUAGACUAAAUCACAAAGACUUGUGGUCCUGUCUCCUCAGAGUUUUACUCUUUAUCUCACAUUCUGACCUGUUUUCUGCUCCACUCUGUCAUCACGACUUUUACAAGGCCAGGCUUGUUUUUGAAGUAACAAUGGCAUUAAGUAUCAAAGACCGAAAAUCCUGUGUUGGCAAUAGCUGACAAUAAAUAUUCCCAGGAAGUCACAAAUGUCCGAUGGGAAGCAUGAAAAAUAGUAGGUGGAAGCUGACAAAAAUGUUUUUUUUUUGUGUUUUUUUUUUGUCUCUUCCUGCUGUAGAGCGAUGGAGGAGGAGCAGCAAGCCCAGUCAAAGAAAGCCCUGAAGAAACAGCAGAAGGAGGCUGAAAAAGCUGCAAAGAAGGCUGAAAAACAGACCAAGCUGGUCAGUGUUUAUUCCUCUCUUUUGUUGUCGUAUCCGUCACUUCCCUCUCAGGGCUGUUAAAGCCGUGCCAUACAGCUCGGGUGGGUACUGUUGGUCCGAUGGGGUCGGUUAGCUGCAACAGGGACAAAGGGGACCAUUGUUAAAGGAGACCCAUAUUUUUACCUUCAUGUGAAACUAAAAAAACAACUCAGUGCAAAACAUGUUCGCAGCUUUAUUUCCAGAUUCACAGACUUUAAUUAAAGCUGAGUAAGCACAACCACAUAAACCAGCCAGAGACACAUAUUUAACAAUCUUCUCAUGAACACAUUUAUACCUGAUAAUGGACAACAACAAAAACAAAUCAAUGCUUCACUUAUUAAAGGGUAAAAGUGCAAUUUCAGUUAGUAAUGAUUCCCAUCAUGACUGUAGGAGACUCGAGGUCCUUCCUCAGACCUUUUGACCUCUCAUAGUCUGGUGAAGUAGCAGGUUUGAGUUAAAAAUGUAAACCAACAUAAACAAAAACUAAACCCUUAAACCUGAAAUCAGCUGACCGGCUCUGUCUACACGAGAUAAUUUCAUUUCAUCGUACUCUUUGAAACCAGCGGCACAGAUCACAUCAAGUUUUUCUUGUGUUAUUUUAUUGCUUUUAUGUAAAGCACUUUGGGUACCAUUUGGGAUAUUGUAAAGUGCUAUAUAAAUAAAAUUUGAUUGAUUUGAUUGAUUGAUUGAAGUAGAAAAUAAUGUUUCCCCCAGUUUUAGCUGCAUUUUUUCUCCUCCUAAGCAUCAGUGAAAUACCUGAAUUCACUGAUCACCUGGAUACUUGUGCAGCUUUUUGACUUCUCGGUGCACCACGGCUCAGACUGUAUUUUAAGGCACAGCAAAUCCAAAUGAAUCUUCACACACCUCAGUAACAGCAGACGCCUUAUUCGACAAAGAUGAGGACCUUUUUUUACAAACCUAGAAGUCAGUGAAAACUCAAGAAUCUUGUUAUAAAUGAAAACCUACUUCUGCUGCUGCCUGUACUUAUUGUCUGUGUUGUUGAGAGCAUGUGUAGAGCCCUGGUAGCACAAACUUUGACAGAUUUGGACAUUUUGAUGUUUAAAGUUCGUUGAUCCCUCUCAGAGGACUGUCUAAAUGUGUGACUCUUUUGUUUUUUCAGGCAGCUGAGCAGCAGACCACAGAGGAAGAAGUAAGUAGUUUGUCAUCCACUUCCCUCUCUGUCCAUCUGUAGUUCAUACUGAGCUGGAAACAGCGCUGUAACUCCGUCAUCACGCUGCUGAGUUUUCAUUUUGAUCCUGCUGCAGCGUGAUAAACGUGUCCCAGUGUGAGUUCACUUUAAAUCAUAGUAUUGCAGAAACAUGAGCUUACACACACAGAGCACCCACAGCUGUGUUUGACCACCAUCCCAUCCACUAAAAUUGAGACAUAACAGGGGCGUAAAUAUCACACCUUGAAAUGACAACACGAGACGCAAACACGGCUUAUGACUCAGUCGCUCUGCCUUUAUCAACUUACAUAAUGUGUGUGUGUGUGUGCGUGGAUUUCAGCAGACUGAACAGGAUGUUAUUGUUGACCUUUUUUCUCUGUUGUUUUCAUGGGUCUCUGUUUAGUCUCUCUGUCAGACAGAUGCUCAUGAAAUCCAGGUGGCUGCCUUAGACAAUCAUAGAGGGUUGAUUUUCCGGCCCUUAAAGCAGUUAAAUGUUUUAUUUGUCUAAUGAAAUAUCUGAUCUCAGCUGCUUAAAUCCCUUUCAUUUAUUCUUUCAGGACUUCGCCAAGGACCGGUAUGGAGUAUCAGCUAUGGUCCAGUCCCAACAAAAGCUGGGUUAGUAUGGAGGCUGCUCACAUCACUCUGUUAUAAUGACAGGAGAUAGGAGAGAGGGUGGCUCCACCGUCAUCAUGACCUGAAACACUGAUCCCUUAACAGUGUAGUGUUGGAGUCCCAGUGUCAGAAAUGAUCUUUUUUAAAAACUGGCAUGUGAUGAUGUGUGUAGGUUACAAUACAACACUUAGUUUACAACAUCCAGAGUCAUCAGUGAGGCAGAGUUUACAAAACACCAUUGGUUCAUCACCAAAGAGCACAGCGCUCCAAACUAGGCUCCCUAAGAUCACGAUGUAUUUCGUCAUAUCGUCUGAUCUCGAUUAUCAUCAUGGUUGUUUUUAAAAUGCCAGUUUUAAAGCAUCUGUACUAAACACUAAAGAAACUAGAGAAUAUUUCAACAUUUCAUUAACAUACAAAGAAAAUAACAAAGCAAAUAAAAUAAACUUAAAAAAGAUUGAAGUUUUUAACUCAACAGUACAACAAAAGUAGAUAAAUACUAAAUAAUACAGUGAACUAGUUUACAGUCCUGAGUGUUUUUGCUGGUAUAACAGACCCAAUAUAAACAAACCCCCCUCAGGGAUCAUGAAGACGCCUUACAAAUCGAACAUUAGGGGAUGUAAACAUAGAUGAUAUGAUUGAUCGCUGCUUUAGUCUGGUGGCUGCACUGCUAGUUGUAGCUAAACUGCUAAUGCUACUCGUACAGACUCCGCCCACAUUCUCAGGCUUUCUGCAUCAUCACUGGGGAAGAACUUCCUCAAAUCACUUCACAGGUCUGUUGUGUUGUCGGUUUUUGAGGGCACCAACUGCCGCCGUAUCUUACACAUCAGCCUCAUUGCUCGACGUCACUUUGGAGACACCUAAACCACCACCCAGCUGACGUUGAGUAACUUUUCUUCUCAACAAUAACAUCUUUGGAGGAUGACUCAAAGUCAUGGCUGACAUCUGUUUCGCUGCCCUCAGCUCAGCGUUUAGCUCCACGUUCGGUUGUUCUGUUUACUUCUCCGGCAACCUACAGAAGUGAGCAGGAAAAACUCGACUCUGAUUGGCUGUGGUCACACACAUGCCCGCCACGUUUCAUCGAGUAAUUAUGCUCACAACUAAUUAUUGUGAUUGAACCAUUUGUUUGUUUGUUUGUUUUAUGAUGAUGUCGUUCCCAUCAUAUGAAUUGUUUAUUUUUACAGCUGAAAACUUGUCCCUCCACUUCCAUGGUUGGUCAUCUUAAGCUCCACAGUUCCAUUCAUGGACGAGUUCAAUCGUAACUGUUUUCUCAGACACUGUAAAUGUGUCAAAUAUUAAACUGAGAAUCAAACUCAGUUUCUUAGCUGCAAAAUUAUAGAGAGGGGUGCUAACUUCUUUUGAAAUGUUAGCAAACAACAGCAAACUGAAGGUCUGAAAUCUACUUUGUUGUGACAUAAAUGUCCUCGACUGAACAGUAACUUUCAUUUUGUCCUCAAGUGUGACACAAUGUCCUCCAAACACGAGCACCAAAUCAGAUCUUUUCUAAAAGUGUUUCCAUCGACUGUUCGGUGUUAAACUGUGGGUGUACACAUCUUCACGUCUCCUUGGUCUGCCUGUUCUAACUCUAUCAUUUCUGAUCAAACUCAUUAGUGAGAGAAGAAGGAGCUGCAGUGACAGUUAGUCUGCUGAAUCUCUCAGAUGUACCAGAGAAAAGACAGAGUUAUUGAAGCCAUCCAUCUUUCCAGUUCCUCUUUGAGCUAAAAUGGCAAAAAACAAAGUGGGGCCCUGACUUGCAUGCCAAACCCGGCCCUUUAUGACUUUGGGUGCGGGGGUGGGGAUUGAUGGUUUCAGAUCUUUCACGUGGGCUGAUCCAGAGUUUCCAGCCAAGGGGCGGCUCUGUUUUCAUAUGUGUAGCCUUUGUGUCUGCUCUUCCUGCUGGCUAAUAAGGUUAAAGCAUGCCACUGAGUGACACAGGUGAAACGAGAGUCAAUUAGUCAUACGGCCCACAGAGAAUGGGGGAGUUAGACACGUUUACCGCAGGCUUCUUAUUGUGUCUCAUUUUUUAGGCACAUCUGUAAUCUGAGCAUUUUUAUUGUCUGCUCAUCUUCUCACACACACACACACAUACACACACACACACACACUCAGUCACAUUUCUCUGCUCCUUUAAAGUUUUCAGUGAGGUGUCUUGCCAAGAGGUGGAAGAAGAGACGCAUUAAAAACCUUUGAAGUUCUACAUUAAUGUGUGUGUGUGUGUGUGUGUGUGUGUGUGUGUGGGUGUGGGUGUGUGUGUGGGUGUGUAUCUGUUUGUGUUUGUUUGAGCCAGACAGAGAAUUGGUGCGCAUCCAAGACCUUACUCCAGAGAAAGCCGACCAACUGAUCUGGGUGCGGGCCAGAGUCCACACCAGCAGAGCCAAAGGUGAGGUAACCUCCUCUUUGUUCACCUUUCUCAGCUCAUACUAACUUCUCAUUAGAGAAAGAAGAACCAGGAUCAAAUGCUAAUCCUUCAUGGAUUAAACCUAAAACCCUUCCCUCGGGCUCCUUUUCCAUCUGACUUCUUCUUUUAAUGAGAGAAACAGGAACAUCAGCUGCAUCAAUCGGUUCUUAAAUUCUCUAUGACCCAGAAAAUGGACAGAUGAUCGUCUUCAGGCUGAUUUGAUUCAAGGUUCAGAAACUCAAAAAAGAAAGAAACAGUCAUUACUGUACAAUUUCACAGCUGUCAGCACACUUUGACUUUCUUAAAGCAGCUUGUCUUCUCCUGGUAAUCACACCUGCAGCACCAGCCUCUCCUGCUGCGUUCAGCUGGUAACUGCAAAUCAAAUAAUGUGUCAGAGAUUCGUUUCUGAAAUAGUUUCUCCAUCACUCCACAGUUUUCUUGUUACUCUGCCGUUGUGCUCACAAAGAAAUAAAGACAUUCAGUAAUAAAGACAUUUGGUACUUUCUUAAUAUGCUGUGUUUGUGCCGCUUUCAUUCACCCUGAAUGGUCCACUUUUCUCCUGACAUGGGUUUUGUUGGAUAACUGUUGGAUCCUGAGGGGGCUGGAGGUUCAUCUUCAGUCAUGAAGGAGCAUCCACGUCUUCACAGACUGCUUGUUUUUUUCUGUUUUUUGAUAAAAACAAAGAUGCUAAAGUCUGUUUAUUGUUUCUGUCUUGUUUUUAGGGAAACAAUGCUUCCUGGUCCUGCGUCAACAGCAGUUUAACGUGCAGGCACUGGUCGCAGUGGGAGACCGUGCCAGCAAGCAGAUGGUCAAGUUUGCAGCAAAGUGAGUUUCAGUAAUGCUCUUCCUGUUAGGGAAGGCACAAACAAUGGUGGGAAAAUCCUUGGCCCUUAUCGUCUGCUGAUCCAUUUUCACACAUUCAGAGUGAGCUCGAGGCUGGAGGAAUCAAUCAUUUUCUCCUUGUCAACAAAAGCUGGCUGUUAAUGGGUGGGCUCCCCCCAAAAAAGGGUGGGAUACAGCAGUAUUGUAAUGGUCUGGUUCCUGUUGUGGUGGCGGACGCAGAGGCUCGGAAAAGAGGAGGUAGAAAAGUGUAAGAAGCAUCAUUAGUCAUUUCAGCAGAAUGAAGACCGAUAUCAGCUGAGAUGAACUUUAUUAAAGCGGCCUGAUGUCACCUCUUCAGACUGAAACUUGAUCUUUUCAGUGGGUGACUGAGUAUUAACUACACUUCACAAUCAGAUUUUAACCCUUAAGAAAUACUUAAAGUAACUUUAACAAAUGGUUUAUUUCUAAUAAUAAGAAGAAAGAAGAUUACUUAUAUUGCACUUUUAAAAACAAGAGUUUACAAAGUGCUCUAAGCAGGAAAACAAAACCCAGACUACAUGUCCCAAUGAGACUUUAUCAGCGAUAAUAAAUCAAAUAAAAAUCCAUGGAAGACAUAAAAGCUUUGAUGAGAGUCACCUGAGCUGAGACGUCAUGAAAACAAAGAUAAUAAACACAGGAACCCAACUACAAACUGCAUUUUAUAAUCCUAAUUUUGUCAGUACUACUCCUGCAGCACACUUUGAGGAAACUUCUGUCCAUAUUAGUGAAAAACAACCUCAACAGUCAUCGCAGAGUGUAAAACCUGGCUAAUAGCUGUGGAUUUUAAGGAACUUAAGCAACGGAGAGAUUACAGCAGUAAUCAACAAGUCUCCUCUGAAGUAAGAGCUAUCAUAGUCUUAGAGUCCAAAAAAAACAGGCAGUAAGACCGAAGAAAGACCAGACAUUUACUGUUUCAUCUCUCUAAUGAUCUUUACUGAGAGGAGCAGUAAAUCUGUCAAACUGCUGCAGUAUAGUUCCCACAAAGAGGGUCUGAACUCCACAGUCUCAUAUCGGGUCUUUAACAAAAUGUUUCCUUUUAAAAAAUGUUUGCUGUCAAACUCGAUAAGAUUAAAAAUACUUGAAAAGUUCAUUUUAAAUGUUGAAUGAUGGAAUUAAAGUGUAAACCUGUCCAUGCUGUCUGCUAACACUCAGAAGUAUCCAGUAGUUGAAUGAAUGUUAAACUAAAUUCCAUGGAUUCAGGAGCUGAGGUUGAACUGUCAAUGAUGAGAAAAUGACCUGUUCUACAUUUGAGCCCCGUGUCUGAGUUUACAGUCAAAAUCCUCCUGUCAGCCCAGCCCUGUGUCUCUGAACAUGGAGAAAAUGCUUGAGUUUCAAACAUGUCAUCCUUUACAGAUGAAUGAAAGUGUCAUUUGUUUUUAACUCUUUUAUCUGACUGUCUUCUCCAGCAUCACCAAGGAGAGCAUCGUGGAUGUGGAAGCAGUGGUGAGGAAGGUGGAGAUGAGGAUUGAGAGCUGUUCCCAGCAGGACGUGGAGCUCCAUGUCGAGAGGGUGAGUAUCCUUCAAACUGCAGUUUAUGAAUGUUAACAUCCAGAUCUUUAGAGGGAAACAAAAACAGCCUGUCUGAUAUUUAAAGGGACAGUACAGGAUUUAGAGAUAAUGAUAAUUUACUCUGUACAGCAGAAAACGGUCAACACAGCAUCAGAGUCCUGAGUCCUGUUGGGGUCCUGAUGAACUUAUACAAAAGUACUGCAGUUGAAGUGUCUCUUAUUUUGUAGACUUCCCAUCUACUCAAAGUGCUCUUUCCCUGAGGGCUGAAAUUGAUCUGCAUGUUUGUCCUGUUUUCUUAUGUGUUCUCCACACAUUGAGUUAAGCUUGUUGGGUUAGCUGUGAAUGGAUAACACGUAUAAUUAUUACUAUUCUGAUCCAGCGUCUGGACGGUUCAGUACCUUCGUGCUUUUCAGCAAAAGUAACUCUGGAUAAUUUGGCUUAAAUUUGACAUCUUCAGAGUGGUUAUGAUUUCAGGUUAUCAUGUGAAGUUGUGUUAUGAAUUUAUGCAGAGUGGAGAUGUUUAGAUUAGAGCUGUCCCGAUUCAUCGAUAUCGAUGAUAACGGUCUUUAAAUAGGAUGAAAGUCUAGACACCGUGCCGUUUAUCGAGCUGGUUCAGAUGCCACACGUCCCCAUCCUCUCUCCAUCCUGCCUCUGUUUCUACCUCUGUGGUCUGAUCAGAGGCAGAGCAGCUCCACCCCACUAUCACACCUCUGUGUGUUACACAUUCACAGUGUAGGGGUUGUGUGUGUAACAGGUGUAAAUAUCUCACCUUGAAAUGGCCGAGCUGAUUCCCCCAACAGGGACAUUCAAACAGACAGACUGUCCAAUGUGCAGUUUGAUCACAAGAAUAAAAAUAACUUUAUUUGUAAAAACAGAUGUUUAUAGAAGUAUUUGUAUCGAGCCUCACCAGACCGAUUUCAGCCUCACUUCCUUUAAAAUCUCCUUCAGUUUCAUCUGGACUUCAGUGUCUCGUUGUCCUCUGUAGUUAAGAGGUCACAUGUCAGAAGAACUGUUAGAAACCGUCAUCCUUGGCAUCGACUCUAUGUAACCACCUCCAUAACAUACAUAACUGAAUGGCUUUGAAAGCUCGGCUCUCUGUUCCUUUAGCUAAUUUAUUAUAAAUGUGUGACUGGUCUUAUUAUCUUUAAUAUUUUAUAGAGUUUGAUGAAAUGUUGGUAAUGGAUGACUGGAGCAGUUUCAGUAUUAGACUUAACCCGAGAGAGCUCAUGGUAAACAGACUCCCAGCUCGCUCGCUUGGAUCUCUUGUGUAACAGCAGUGAUUGGACACGACAUACCGAGUAACUUCAAAGAUCCGGUCCCCUCAUUACUAUCGCCUGCUGUCGACUUUGUGGGAAACGCCAGCGACAGUCUAGUGCCAGGCGUGGACCGUUAUAAAUUGUCCAUGUAUGAUAAGCUGUGGAUCCCUGACCUGUCGGUCCCCACAGCCGAGUCUUUCUUCUCAUCUUUGACUGUGAGAAGAGAGGAGAAUUUACAAAAGCUCAUUUAUUUCUCAUCUUCAUAACACUUACUCUUAAUUAGCUUCCUGAAUUCUCUGAUGUCUCUCAGUUUAGUCGGCCUAGUCUUUGCACCAGUUUGUUUAAGAUUCUCAUUUACCUCUCAGGACCUUUCGGGUCACCGGUGUCACUUCAUCGAGCUCCAACAGUUACAAUAGAUAUAGAUGGGGUCGAACAACCGUCAGUCUUUACAUUCAUUCCUCUUACCUUCUGUUGUCUCAGCAUUUAAUGUUUUUUUUUUGUGGUUUGUCACUUUCUGCGUUUUAAUGAUCUGAUUCUUCCUCCUGCCAGAUUUUUGUCAUCAGCCAGGCGGAGCCUCGUCUCCCCCUUCAGCUGGAAGAUGCAGUCAGGCCUGAUGGAGAGGGGGAGGAGGUGAGGAUGACUGAAGGGAUGGGUGCAAAGAGUAAAGUUCUGUCACUGCAACAGAUUUCCAUCAACCUCCCACUUGUGAUGAUCUUUGUGAUGUCAGUCUGAGAGAGAAAAUCAAAUGAUCUGUUAUCAUGCUGUUAAACCCACAAACUGAUCCUAGAACAGCUACAUCCGGAGGCCUAGUACAUGACUUCACAUUGCUACACAGUAAUCCUAGUACAACCUCCACAGUAAGGGAAUAAAGCAUAAUACUUGUUAAUGUGCACGUUGAUAUUGGUUAAUAAUGACAUUUGAAAAACAUCAAGUUCUCAAUAAAUCGUCACGUUUGCUAAUAUGAAGCUGUUUUCUGUCGACCUCCAGGAGAGCAGAGCCACAGUCAACCAGGACACCAAGCUGGACAACAGGGUGAUCGAUCUCAGGGUAAGUUUGUCACAGAAAACUUUCUGUCUCCAUGUAGAUGAUUAUCAGGGCCUGAACUUCAAGGUGGAGGUUUGAGGAGUGGUGAGAUACAAAAAGAUGCAAAUGUCCUAUUUGAAGGCCACCUCUAUUAAACAGUGAUGUUUGACUGCAUCCUUAAUGGUUGAAAUACAACAAUAACUAAAUUAAUCUAAUCUUGAGCGUUUUAUUCAAUAAAGAAAUGAAUAUUUUUAAAACACUUCUUGGAGAAAUCUGCAUCUUUUUAUGUUUAAUUGAAAGCAUCUGUUCUGAAUAUGCAAAACAAAAAACAACAGUGUUCAAAUAAAAAGAGAGAGAGACUCUGAUUUAAGAGGCCCACGGUACGGAGAGUUUGUGAAAGCGCCAUCGGAGACCAAACCAAGAAGUUCCUGGUGUUAAUCUCAUACUCCAUCACCAUCACCACCAUCACAGCGCAGGGUUACCCGUUAAACUGACUGUAGCUCCUGUUUCUGUGACACUGCACCAUGAACACAAAGACUCGGCUCUAGGCCUGUCGCGAUAAUCAAUAAAUCGCCUUAUCGCUCGAUAAAUAAAAACGAGGUCGAUAACUUUGCCAGCCUCGAUAAUUGACGUGCGUUUGUUUUCCUCCUCUCUCGCUACCAAACACGCUGGAUGAGAGAAGAGGUCUGACUCUGCGCAUUGUUCUCGGCACCUGGGGGCGUUGGCUCUACAGCGGAAUGAACGGAGUUAGUGAACCCUCCUGUCAGUCAUUCAGUGUCUUUGUCACGAGGGGGCUGGCGCGCACAGGCACACAGACACAGACUUUUUGGAUACAGUGCUGCAAGUGAGCGUCGUGAGUGAAAAGCAAGCUAACAGAAUGAACACGACAGCUUUGGUGUCUAAACCGAACGCAACAGCCCAAGUGUGGGAAUAUUUCGGCUUUAAACCAGUUUUGUUUUCGUCAAUCACAAAACUCCACGUGUGUGUGUGCGCGCGCGUGCGUGCGUGUGUGUCUGUGUGUUGGAGGAGCACAGCAGGCUGAUGAGAGCUGUCAGAGCGGACUGAAGCUGCUCCUGUAUGUUUAGCGUUUAACUGACUGAGUUUUGCAACUCUGUUCGUCAUUUUCGUCUCGUCCCAUCAACGUAAACGCACUUUCGUCUCGUCACAUUUUAGUCAUCUCCGACUUAUGUUUAGCUCGUCAACGUUACGUCUUCGUCGUGGGAGAAAAGGGAAAUAUUUUAGUCAACGAAAACAACCAGUGUUGUUCUCGUGUGGAAAUUAAAGUUUAUCACUUUUGACAUGGUGUACUCGCAUUAUUAUGCCAUAUAAUAUCAUUAUCUAUAAUUUAAAAAAUGGUGUCAAUAAUAUCGUUUAUCGGCGAUAAUUUGUAGCACAAUUAUCGUCCAGCAAAAUUUGUUAUCGUGACAGGCCUACUCGGCUCUCUCAUCAGGUCUGGACUGAAGAGCCCACUUAAAGGACCAGAACUGAACAGGCAUCAGCAAAUAAAGGAGAAGCUAACCCCACAUUUGUCCUCAGAGUUUGACCCUCUGGUCUUUGUUUUAGGAUGGGUACUACACGUGUCGAUAUGAUUGAGUUCCCUCCUAUGUUAACUUCUUUUCUUGAUCUGAGUUGUGUUACCCAGCGGUAUUUCAGAGGUACUUGUGUGAGGUUACUCAUUCCUAUAAUACUGCGAUUUUCUGUCUAGACAAAAGCAGAGAAGCUGCACUCGUCACACCCUCAUUUCAGACAGCAGAAAUUACUAAGACAGGAUCCAGUUGAACUGUCGUUGUAGGAAAUUUCAAUUUGACCUGCAGCUGAAAAGUAGAAUUCAAAUAAGCCCAGGUAUGAAUACUGAGUGUUAAUCCCUGUUUUUACAGUCAUUCCACAAUAGCGGCUUAAAUUCAAGGUACUGAUCCACCAAAAUCAAUAAAAAAUAGAUCAAAUAAGCCUUGAAAUGUGACUAAAGUCAGAAUAAAUACACUGUAAACAUUAAACAGAAAGCUGGCAGAUGUAAGGUCCUGAUCAGAGGUCAUGAAGUUCGACUCAAUGAUUAUCUAACACCUCAGCGUGGUGUAGGAGCAGAGUUCAGUUCUGUUGUGAAUAUAAAUAUGUAAAUGUGGUGGUGAAGAAGGUGUUUGUGAGAACAUGUUUGUGUGUAUCUGUGUGUGAGAGAGCAUGUCUGUUUGUGUGUCUGUUAGCACAGCAAAUAAUGGGAAACGGUCCAGCCGUGAACAGGAUGUACCAAAGAGGCUGUCUCCUCCCCAGAGACGUGCCAAAAGCGGGGGCUUCUUUCUAAUUCUCACAUCGUAUAAAGUCAGGUCAACCAGCUACAGGGCAUGAGACACAAAAACAAGCUGCAGGAGCUCUGAUCUGAGGCCAGCACGCCUGACCUGCUUUACCGCUCCCGUCUUAAAGAUUAUUGUGGUUGGAAUAGACAGGAAAGUUUUGACCACACAGGCCUGAAGCGUCGUCUCCAGAGAAAUGGGCUUACAAGGAUUUUAACAUUCAGUCCUUUCAGUAACACAAACCUUCAUGUGACAGAUGGGAUGUUUGCAUUUUUAUAUUUGUAAAACCUCCAUGAAUUAACGAUUCUGUUUGACCCCUCUCUUUACGUUUAUGUGCAUAUCCCCCUGAAGACUACAACCAGCCAGGCCAUCUUUCGCCUGCAGUCUGGAGUCUGCCAGCUCUUCAGAGACACCCUCACCAAUAAGGGCUUUGUGGAGAUCCAGACCCCUAAAAUCAUAUCAGGUACAAAGUCACCCACCGCUGUACUACCCCUGCCCCAAGAGAAUACUGAGAUUUACAUGAAUGAUGCCGUUGUUAUGAGUUAUUUUAAGAGUUGCGUUUGUUUCCACAUCCACACCCAUAGGUAACAUGUGAGUCAUUGCGUAACAGUUGUAAGGUUGACACCCUGUCUGGUUUAUCAUUGUUUACCAUCGAAAUUAGGAACAACGUAAAGUUCAGAUGAGGCAAACAAAACUGUGAUAGUAAGUUUCGAAACUCAAACACAAAUCUCCUUGUUUUUCACCUCCUCUGAGCCUCUUGGUUUUGAAAUGAACUCUUGUGAAACUUGUCACAAUCUUCCUCUUUUCUCUAAAAAACAACCAAUCAAACAGCCAAACAGUCUUAAAUUCAAAAACUGCCACUCCUUGUAUUUUGGCGGCAUGAGGUGGCUCAGUACUGUGGGUUCUUUUGCAAAAACCGCAUCUUCCUGCCUGCCAACGCCCAUACUGCACAAGUCAAACGGUCUGUUCUGUGUGAAUCUCCGCCCUGUACUAAGGAUGUGAAAAAUAGAUAGUGCCCUCUGACGUCUGUUCUAUAAUACAGAACCACAGAUGUGUUAUGUAAGUUAUGUUUGUCUUAUGUAAUAUUGUAUUAUAUAUGACCUUAAUAUGUACUCAGAAUGUACUUGACAGCUGUCCCUGUUUAUUAGGGUUUAUCUUUCAUCACAUUAACUGACUUAUUUCAGUUGAAAAGUCUGAGCUUCAGCUUCUUUAAGGAGCCAAUCUGGACCUGUGAUAUAAAUCCAGAGUUUGUUCUGGCCUACAUUUGUCAAAAUGAUGAGUCUCAGUUUCAUUCGGAGUGGGCACAGUGUCAGGUGUUUCUAUCAAACAUGUAUUCGUGUUUAUAUUCAUGUUUAUUUGAACUCUUGGACAGUAGAAUCUAAUGUCUUCAUGUCCUUCUAGCUGCCAGUGAAGGUGGAGCAAAUGUCUUCACGGUGUCUUACUUCAAAACCAGCGCCUACCUGGCCCAGUCUCCCCAGCUCUACAAGCAGAUGUGCAUCUGUGCAGAUUUUGACAAGGUCUUCUGUGUUGGCCCAGGUGAGUCUGCGUCUCCUCUGUUUCCUGGCCUCGUGUCUUUGAUUCAGAGGAAAACAGCAGUAAGGAGUGUCUCUGUAACUGUUCAGUGAAACCUUCAUGUUGAUCAGACAUGUUUGUCACCUGUCGUCUCCACUGUGGUUAGAGCUGCGGUAAACCUACAUGAAAAUGAGACAUGAUAGGAAUUCAUGUAGACUCACUUUGAAGGUACCAGGAAUAAUCAUCCUGUUCAAUACAUGCAGGAUACAGGAAGCCGCUGUUUUUAAGAAGAACUCACAUUCCCAGCAUUCACCUGUCUGGAUCAGGUCUUCGAUUGCUUCCUUGUACAGCCAUUAGAGGUCAUGGAGGGCUGAAGGUCAUGGUCGAUUUUUAAGGAGUAGUAAUCUUGAGAAAUUCAACAUUCAACCGACACAGUGAAAGAUGACUAAAUUAUCCUGAUUUAAUUAGUCAGACUGAUUUAUAAAACAGUGAGAAGGUGUUGAAAUUAACACACACACACACACACACACACAAACCUCCAAAUGUGAUGAUCUCUACUCUUCAUGCACGUGUAGAUCAACCUCUAAUGGUUCCAUUUACACCAGUGCUGCGCUCAGAAAUGAGUCUGCUGGUGACUUUGCCCUUUCACGUUUACAGCACACAGUAAAAACUUCAUUAGGCGAAGAGAAAUGUUGAUGCUGGACGGUAAACGGACUGACCCUUCUCGUCGAGACGCUUCUUCUCCUGCUGACCUCUCCGGACAUCGAUGACGUGUUUAAUCGCUGUGAUUCCAGUUUUCAGGGCUGAAGACUCCAACACCCACCGUCACCUGACUGAGUUUGUGGGUCUCGAUAUUGAAAUGGCUUUCAACUACCAUUACCAUGAAGUGAUCGACUCCAUCACUGACACCAUGGUGCAGAUCUUCAAGGGCUUGAGAGACAAGUAAGAUUUGGACAUGUGGACACUGUUGGUGAUGUGUCGGCGUUUUCUCUCUGUUCUGACUUCCACACUUGUACUCAUUUUAUCUGUGGUCUGAAGAUCUUCAUUUGCUUGUGUUUGUGUGUGUGUGCUCGUGCACGCUCACGCUCAUGUCCAUCAGCUUUCAGACUGAGAUCCAGACGGUGAACAAGCAGUUUCCAAGUGAACCUUUCAAGUUCCUGGAGCCCACUCUGAGACUGGAGUACACCGAGGCCUUGGCCAUGCUGCGUGAGGCCGGGGUCCAGAUGGGUGACGAGGAGGACCUCAGGUUUGACAACAUCACAGACCUUCUGCUUCACAUCAGCUUAUUUUUCAGAAGAAAAAAGAAAUCCAUCCAUUUGAGCAGAGGUUUGAAGUCAUGCACAUUAGACCGAUUACUCACUUUAUUUUGAAAACAUACAGCGCACAGAUGAGCUCAUCAAAUUCUGAGGAUUGUUCUGUUUCCUGUACAUUUAUGCUUUAGUAUUUUACCAGAACAGGGUUCAUGUGUUAUCCACACAUAGUGAGCCUGAGUACAGCAGGAUAAAAUAACACCUACUUCAUCAUUUUCACAUGCAUGCCUGUGAUCGUACAAACGUUGUAAAUCAUUGAGACAGAAUUAGCGGUUUCAUCUAAUCACUGUUUUUUUUUUUUCUGUAGUACUCCCAACGAGAAGCUGCUCGGUCGUCUCGUUAAGGAAAAGGUACGUUUGAUGUAUUUAAAAAAAAUGAGUCAAACAUGAAGACUGCAUGGCGUGAUUUGGUUGUUUUUGUUGUUGUUGUUGUUGCAUCAAAACACCGAGACAAAUGUCCUGCAUGUGCAUACUUUCUUACACAAGUUCUUAAUAGUAGCCGGUUUAUUUUUGGUUAUAGUCACUCUUACAUGCUGUUCAUAUCCUUUACAGUAUGGUCCGUGGAAAACAAGUCCAGCUUUUAAACCAUUUAUUAGAGUAACAGGAUGACUCGUUCUUAAACGGUGUUUCAGCAGGAAAUAUAUAUAUAUAUUUUUUUUUAUUGUAAAAAAUAAAAAUCUGUUAUCACACGGUUUAUCACCGUAACUGUCUGUCCUGAGGAGUAAAAGAAAAUGGAGGUAAAAACUGUGAUUUGUUGUAAUUCAUCCAAAAACAGAACAUUGAGUGACUGUUUUUCUUUGUUCGUAGUAUGACACUGACUUCUAUGUGCUGGAUAAAUACCCACUGGCUGUGAGACCCUUCUACACGAUGCCCGAUCCCAUCAACCCUGUAAGUCUUUUUGACUUGGACACACCUGUAGGCCGACGUUUCCUCAGUUCUCGACCUUCAGAUCUGCUGUGUUCUCUAAGAUUCAUCCGCUCUCUUGUUUUACCAACAUCAUUUAAUUUCUCACUGGUUUCAGCUUCUGGUGUCAUUCAUGCAACACACUAAACACACGUGUUUAUGAAUGUUCAUGCAGUUCAGUCCUUUUUUAUGGCGAUUCUUAGUGAAUCAGGUCCUCACUGUUUUGUCUGUCAGACUCUAACUGAACAUUUUCCCCUUUUUUCUGCUUCUGCUCAGAAAAACUCCAACUCAUACGACAUGUUCAUGAGGGGAGAGGAGAUCCUGUCUGGAGCUCAGAGGAUUCACGACUCUCAGCUGCUGACUGAGAGGGCAAUUCAUCACCAGAUCGGUAAGACCUCUGAGUGUAGAGAUAUGAACCUUCUGGACCCGGGCUCCCUGAAUCACCUGCUGUUAACAGAAGGUCGGGGGUUUGAUCAGAUUAGUCAUAAAAUGAUGGACUCUGUUCACAGCAGCCUCUGCCAUCCGUGUGUGAAUGUUGUGUGAAAACUAGAGACGGAGAGAGAAACAAAGUUCAGUUACCGUUUGUAGACCCUCCAUAAGCUGGUCUGCACUAGGACUGCAGACCAGGUGUGAUAGGGUUUCCUCUCGAUCAUGGGAGAUGCUCCAUAAAUGACAGUUCUUUAUUAUUAACCACAGAAACAGGAACUGCUGUCAUCAAGAUCACAGAAGAAAACGGUCACAUGUUUGUAUAAAAUCCUCUUCAGUCUUCAGGAUAUUUCAGUGUUUUAUUCUUAGAAAUUCAGCAGAAUUGAAACAGCAGCUCCAAAACAAAUUUCUGCACAAUAAGGAAAUGUCCCCAGAUCAGGCUGUGAGUAUCUCUGGUAAUCUUGGGGGAUUUCUGUGAGUCUGACUCUUACUUUUGUGACAUGUAAACACCGUUACUAAAAGUCCCCACUUCCUGUGACUGUGAGUGGAGUGAGUCUCAAGUGUGAAGCUGCACCUGAUCCCUCCACCCUGAUGAAUGGAGCUUCACUGAGCUGUGGGCGUGACAUCAAACAGAGAGCGCUGCGUUUUAGAGUGGAGGUGGGGAGGGUCGGUUUGAUUCAGGGCCUCCGUCUCUCUGAAAGCCCCUGUUAUACCCAACUGUGUUACUAACCUGUAAAUCACUCUGUCAGCUGAAGGAUGUUUGUGUUUCAGUCACACGGCUGAAGGAGGUUUUGUUAUCUGCCUUUUUCAUGUUUCACUGGCAUCAGAUUUUACAUUUUUUAUGCAGUUUUAGUGUCAAAUCUUUUUUGUUAAACUCGGUGAAAGCCUGCAGUACGUCGCAUUGAGACUCAAAAACUUGUUCUGUUUGUAUUUCUGUUUAAAACGUGUCUUUGGAUCCAGUUAGAAUCCACUCAGUAGAUUUGAGGGUCCACAGAAAGCUGCAGAAACGUUAAAUAAUUAUACUAACAUUUAAUAUUUUCUUGUUUUAGUCCAUCAGGUUUUAGUUUUUAUUUUUAUCUCCAGUGUUUCCUAAAGGUCGCUCUUUCCUCAUGUAAUGUCUCGGUGUCAGGCCAUGUCUCUUUAACAAUAUAUCUGAAAUUCUCACUUUGUGUGUGCUUGUGUGUGUGCAUGUGUGGGUCCAUGAGUGGGUGUGUGGGUGGGAGGGAGGGUCGGCUUUUAUUCAACUUCAACUUGAUUUCAUUUAUAUGACACUUUUCCUACAAAGUUGUAACACAAAGUGACUCACAAAGCAUAAAAAGAAAAUGAAACAUUAAAAUCCCCAAGAAAACCCCAAACCUCCCACCCGCACAAUUAUACAAUUAUACCCACACACACACACGUGCACAUAGACAUACAUUCCCACACACACAAAUUUACAUACACACACACCUACACAGUUAGCAGCUGAUGGUGAGCAGUACUAAUCCAUGAUAUAAAACAGAGAGGUAAAGCUAGUGCGAUCUUAAUUAACUGAUAUUUUCACACUGAUAGACUAAAGGGAGGAGAGCGGGGUCAGCUGUAGGGUCUACUUUAUUGUUGUCUAAUUGUUGUUUUUAGCCUCUGUGUGUUUUUUGUCAGAAAAUUGCCGUACAAAUAAAGUUGACUUUGAAUUUGAAAUUUAGGGAGUUGGGGGAUGUAGUUUGUCUCCCUCUAAUGGUGACCAGCAGCAGCAGCUCACCCCUCUCUCUCUCUCUCUCUCUCUCUCUCUCUCUCUCUCUCUCUCUCUCUCUCUCUCUCUCUCUCUCUCUCUCUCUCUCUCUCUCUCUCUAUCUCUCUCUCUCUCUCUCUCUCUCUCUCUCUCUCUCUCUCUCUCUCUCUCUCUCUCUCUCUCUCUCUCUCUCUCUCUCUCUCUCUCUCUCUCUCUCUCUCUCUCUCUGUUUUUUUUCUGAACUCCAGAUCUGGAGAAGAUAAAGGCGUACAUCGACUCCUUCCGAUACGGAGCACCCCCACACGGAGGUGGAGGCAUCGGUAAGAAAACAGGUUUUUGUAACGACACUAUCAUCAGGUCGUAUCUGAAUGUGACUGCAGGGUGACUGUCUCUGCUCUGUCGCUCCUUCCAGGCCUGGAGAGAGUCUGCAUGCUUUACCUGGGCCUCCACAACGUGCGUCAAACCUCCAUGUUCCCCAGGGACCCCAAGCGCCUUACACCAUAAACCUUCAAACACGCGGCCAACGCCUCAAAUCACUGGACUAAAACAGGGAUCAUGGUGGUCAGAAACAGUACUAAUCCAUGAUAUAAAACAGAGAGGUAAAGCUAGUGCGAUCUUAAUUAACUGAUUGUUUCACACUGAUAGACUAAAGGGAGGAGGGCGGGGUUAGCUGUAGGGUGAACUUUAUUGAUUGGUUUACAUGGUUGUCCUUCUGUAACUAAUAACAUGUCAGAUUUUACAGACAGAACUGAGCUCGCUCGUCUGCUGUAAGCCUGUGGACUCGUAAUCUUUCUCUGUAGGGAUUUCAGAAGAACUCAUGAGACGUAUUUUGACACAAAUCUUUCCUGCACAGAUUAAAUACUAAUUAUUGAGCUCUCGAGCUGCAUUAGCUGUAACUACAUGUUUUAUACAUCAUUUGAGGAUUAAACACAAGCAAUGAGACUUUAAUUA
Xyrichtys novacula (pearly razorfish) is the source of this 20746-nucleotide messenger RNA. Lineage: Eukaryota; Metazoa; Chordata; Actinopteri; Labriformes; Labridae. The record is from the annotation of a GenBank genome assembly.